UAUUUGCGUAAUUUCAUUAUUCAAUAGGGCUAGCUUGGUCAUUGCGAGUUAAUUUGAUCUACUAGAAGAUAUGAAAAUGGAUAUUUCUGACUUCAAAAUUUUCUGCUCUGCCUUUCUAUUUCGCUUUACCGAUUUUCUAACGAAUUCCCUCUUCUUUUCUUAAUAUAUUUUUUGAGCGAAAAUUUUGGUAAAUGCAAGAAAUCCACUUGAUCGACGGUGGCCGUAAAUUUAGCGGCGGCAGAGGAGGAGGAGCGGGAGAAGGUGGAGACGGAAGAUUACGACAACAGCACCACCACCAUAACCAGCAAGCACUUAAGUGUCCUCGCUGCGAUUCUCUCAACACGAAGUUCUGCUACUACAACAAUUACAACCUUUCUCAGCCGCGUCAUUUCUGCAAGGGCUGCCGUCGUUACUGGACAAAAGGAGGCGUCCUUCGUAACGUACCCGUCGGCGGUGGCUGCCGCAAAGCCAAACGCUCGAAAAGUAAAGCAAAAGUUUUGUCCGAAACAUCCUUAUCCGCAGCCUCCGCCGCCGCCGUAUCUUCACCGCCACAUCCAAAACGACAGCAGCUGCAAAACCAAAUCCGUGAUCAACGUAAAGUGAACUCUCACUCUAGCAGCGAGAGUUCGAGUCUUAAUGCAGCAAAUUGUAACGUUGCAGUGACGACCGGUGAUAACAUAAACAGAAACAAUAACAGUUCUUUCGGCGGGACAGCGGAGGCGGCGUCGGCGAUUACUUCUCAUUCCACGUUUUAUGGAAACCCUAAUAAUUUAGAAUUCGAGCCAGGAUUGCUGGAACAAGGAUCGGACGGCGGGAUUUUCUCGGAGAUUGGUAGUUUAACCAGCUUCAUUACUCCAUCAAACAAUGAAACGCUGUCGUUUGAUUUCGGCACUGUAUUAAAUAGGUCAGGGCUGUGGCAGCAGCAUGAAAAGAAGAUGAACAUGGAAGGGGAGGAAAUCACCGGCGGAUGGCUUGAUCAGACGGCGCAGGUUGAGCAAUCACAUUUGGAUAGAAGAUUGGAGAAUGCAUUUAAACCGUUAGAUUGGGAAGGGACUGGAGAUCAGGGACUGUUUGAUCAUUCGAACGCCGUUGAUCAAACAUAUUGGAGCCAAAAUCAGUGGACCCAUCAAGAUCAUCCAACUCUUUAUCCACCGUAAAUAAUCACUCACU
Molecule: messenger RNA, 1170 nt
Organism: Hibiscus syriacus
Lineage: Eukaryota; Viridiplantae; Streptophyta; Magnoliopsida; Malvales; Malvaceae
Product: dof zinc finger protein DOF5.4-like
Exons: 1
Coding region: 192-1157 (321 amino acids)
Biological process (GO): regulation of DNA-templated transcription
Molecular function (GO): DNA binding; DNA-binding transcription factor activity
Source: RefSeq, a predicted model, not a curated record